GUGAGCUGCGGUACGGUACCGCCAGUCGCAGUCGUCACUCGACCCGUCAGUCGAGAGUUGAACUUGAGUCUGAUUGGACCAAUAGGCAUAGCACUGACAAGAUUCUUUAAGCAGUACGAAACACUUUCACCAAGAUGCUGAGGGAAGCAAUUUUCGUUUUUACAGCAGUUCUCGCGUUGACUGGAGCAACUAUAGUUAAUCAGUGUGAAACAGACAUGCCAUAUGAAGAUUCUACGCAGAUCUCUGUGUCCGGCUGUGAACAACCUGUGUGUAUAUUAAAACAAGGAUCGACUAUUACCAUAGAGAUCAAAAUCGUGCCGAGCAGAACCAUUGAGAACUUGAUCAAUGCAGUGAGCGGAGUUAUUUUCAAUGUACCAUUACCCUUCAUAGGAGUCGACGGAACAAGUGCCUGCGAUAAUAUUUACAAUAAGGAUGGUACAAAAGUUGGAUGUCCGUUGCGAGAAGGCGUCGAAUAUGUUUAUAAGAAUAGUUUCCCUAUAUUGCCAAUAUAUCCCAGGGUUGCAGUAACCGUACGUUAUGCAUUGCGAGAAGGAAAUAAUCAAGUGUUAUGCUUUGACAUACCAUCGAAAAUUACGAAAUAAACUAUUCAAUUGUAAAUUUGGACAUGUAAUUAAAGAUUAUAGUAUAAUCUAUCUGAUCUUUCAAGCCAUCUUAUGUAAUUUAAUUGGUCAACAUUAUGCAGCAUUCUGAAUGCAAAAUAUGAUUCUAUAUCUUGCAACAAACAAAUAUUGUAUAUUACAACAUGUAUUUUAUAU
This is a messenger RNA of Linepithema humile (Argentine ant), 776 nucleotides long. It is a transcript of the gene Npc2b, whose product is annotated as Niemann-Pick type C-2b. Gene Ontology annotation, molecular function: sterol binding. Gene Ontology annotation, biological process: sterol transport. NCBI's taxonomy places the organism in Eukaryota, Metazoa, Arthropoda, Insecta, Hymenoptera, Formicidae. The record is from RefSeq and is a predicted model, not a curated record.